AUGGAACAAAAGAUCGCGCAUAAUGUUAAACAAAUUGAUACGGAACAAAUCAAAUCAUUGCAGAAAAAAUCACGUACUCCUUGGGCGAGUGAUUUGGAAUUAUCCGUCUUUGCAUAUUUUCUAAUGGUAACUCAAAAUCAAUUUGAAAUGGAUGAACUUU
Molecule: messenger RNA, 160 nt
Organism: Cetraspora pellucida
Lineage: Eukaryota; Fungi; Glomeromycota; Glomeromycetes; Diversisporales; Gigasporaceae
Source: the annotation of a GenBank genome assembly